AUGCCGGGGGGGAUGCAGGGAACACGGGGCAGGACGGUGCCGUUCCGGGAGGAUGCUGAGGAGCAGGGGCGAAAACAUGGGGAUCCCAGGGAGAUGUCGGAGGGAUGCGGGGGGCGGGCGGGGGUGAUGCCGGGUAGCCCGAGCGGGACGGAGGGACGAGGGGAGAUGUCGGGCGGAUGCCGCGGAGCCCGGGGCCGGACGGAGGGAUUGAAAGGCAAAGAACAAGAAAAGACCACAGAUGUGAAAGCAAUUAAAACUCCAAUACCAGUACAUUCCCCUCAAAGAAGCACUAGAAAUCAUGCCUUGCUGGAGGCUGCAGGACCAAGCCAUGUGGCGAUUAAUGCCAUCUCUGCCAACAUGGACUCUUUUUCUAGCAGUCGGACAGCUGCCCUUAAGAAGCAGCCAAGUCACAUGGAAGCUGCUCAUUUUGGAGACUUAGGCAGAUCGUGUCUGAAUUAUCAGGCCCAAGAGACCAAAUCAAGCCUUUCAAAGACCCUUGAACAAGUUUUGCAGGACAAUGUAGCCCUCCCUUAUUUUAUCCAGUUCAUGGAACUACGCAGAAUGGAACACUUGGUUAAAUUUUGGCUAGAGGCUGAAAGCUUUCACUCCACAACAUGGUCCCGCAUAAGAGCACAUAGCCUGAACACAGUUAAGCAGAGUUCAUUGGCAGAGCCGGUGUCACCCUCAAAACAGCAGGAAAUCGAGUCUUCUUCUCCAACUGGAUUGCUUGAAGAGAGACUGGAGGAUUCUAGCACAGUCCAUCUGCUCAGGACCAAGCGAGUGGCUCCAGACGUGAGCAACAGAGCUGGCAGCAGCCAGAACCAUGUGCUGUCAGGCCAGGAAAAUACUGGUGUUCUCUGUCUGAGAAAAGCUGACACAGGGACCCAUUCUGUUCCAGUCGAUCAGCAAGAAUCUUCCAAGCCCACAGUAUCAAACAGAAACAGCCCCUCAUCUGCACUAAAGGACUUGUCAGGAAAACUAAUGAAAAGUAUAGAACGGGACGCAGUUAGUACUUUUACCAAAUAUAUUUCUCCAGAUGCUGCUAAACCAAUACCCAUUACAGAGGCAAUGAGAAAUGAUAUUGUUGCAAAGAUUUGUGGGGAAGAUGGACAAGUGGAUCCUAACUGUUUUGUUACAGCACAGUCAAUAGUGUUUAAUGCAAUGGAACAAGAGCACUUUAGUGAUUUUUUGCGAAGUCAUCAUUUCUGUAAAUACCAGAUUGAGGUGCUGACUAGUGGGACUGUUUAUCUGGCUGACAUUCUUUUCUGUGAAUCAGCCCUGUUUUAUUUCUCCGAGUAUAUGGAGAAGGAAGACGCAGUUAAUGUAUUGCAGUUCUGGUUGGCAGCAGAUAACUUCCAGUCUCAACUUGCUGCCAAAGAAGGCCAAUACGAUGGGCAAGAAGCACAGAAUGAUGCUAUGAUUUUAUAUGACAAAUACUUCUCCCUUCAAGCCACGCAUCCGCUUGGGUUCGACGACUCCGUGAGGCUGGAGAUUGAGUCCAACAUCUGCAGGGAAGGGGGUCCCCUCCCGAACUGCUUCACGACUCCCUUGCGGCAGGCCUGGACCACCAUGGAGACG
Molecule: messenger RNA, 1578 nt
Organism: Tinamus guttatus (white-throated tinamou)
Lineage: Eukaryota; Metazoa; Chordata; Aves; Tinamiformes; Tinamidae
Source: RefSeq, a predicted model, not a curated record